AUGGACGCUGCCACCGAGGCCAGCUUGUUCUCGGACACGACCAACAUCAAAGUCGUCAAGCCCGAUCUGAAAGUCUUCGUCAGUGUAGGAGGCUGGACUUUCUCAGACAAUGGAACCGCAACGCAGCCAGUAUUUGGUGAUAUUGCCGCCGACUCUGGCAAGAGACAGAAGUUCGCAAACAAUGUAGUACAGUUCAUGCGACAAUAUGGCUUUGACGGCAUUGACCUUGACUGGGAGUAUCCUGGAGCGCCUGACCGGGGUGGUAAGAAGGAAGAUACCGCCAACUAUGUCCUUUUGAUGCAGACAUUGCGAGAAACGUUCGAUGCAAGUGGCGGCAAAUAUGGACUGAGCUUCACUUCACCUUCUUCCUUCUGGUAUCUUCGAUGGUUUGACUUGCCCGGCCUGCUCAAACAUGCCGACUGGACGAAUCUCAUGACAUAUGAUCUGCACGGCGUGUGGGACUCGACCAAUCCCAUCGGCUCCAUUGUGCAAGGCCACACUAACCUGACCGAGAUCAAACUGGCUGCAGAGCUGUUCUGGAGGGUUGACAUCCCACCGUCCAAGGUCGUAAUGGGCUUCGGCUUCUACGGUCGUUCCUUUACCCUCGCCUCUUCCGGUUGCACGACUCCUGGAUGCGGGUUCAGUGGAGCGUCUGAUCCUGGACCGUGCACGAAGACCGGAGGAUCUCUCGCCUACUACGAGGUCGAGAGCGUCUUGAAGAAUAACCCUUCUAUUAAACCGAUCCACGACGAUGAUGCUGCAGUCAUGUACUUCGUCUGGAAUGAUAAUCAGUGGAUCUCUUAUGAUAACGCGGACACUUACAAACAGAAGGUCGAUUGGGCAAAUGAUGUCGGGCUGGGCGGUGCCAUGAUAUGGGCCUCAGACGGAGACGAUGAUAAGUACAGCGCUCAUGCAGCACUUUUGGGGAGAUCCAUCCAAUCCACUUCCAGCUUGGGAGACCUGCAGCUCAAGAAUCUGGCCAAUGCGGACCCUGAGUCGGUUUCUCAGAGUGCUUCAGCAUUCAACGGCCAGCAGUGCAAGACGUACGACGGCAAAUGCGUGGAUCUGAAAGACAACAACGCUAUGGCCGCAGCGUGUGGCAGUGGCAUGACGGUCGUGGGCUGGGAUGACGCUGGUUGCGGAAAGAAGAAUCACCUAUAA
Molecule: messenger RNA, 1161 nt
Organism: Recurvomyces mirabilis
Lineage: Eukaryota; Fungi; Ascomycota; Dothideomycetes; Mycosphaerellales; Teratosphaeriaceae
Exons: 8
Coding region: 1-1161 (386 amino acids)
Biological process (GO): carbohydrate metabolic process
Molecular function (GO): hydrolase activity, hydrolyzing O-glycosyl compounds; chitin binding
Source: RefSeq, a predicted model, not a curated record